Molecule: messenger RNA, 4842 nt
Organism: Plodia interpunctella (Indianmeal moth)
Lineage: Eukaryota; Metazoa; Arthropoda; Insecta; Lepidoptera; Pyralidae
Gene: Sema1b
Product: Semaphorin 1b
Exons: 12
Coding region: 1154-3379 (741 amino acids)
Biological process (GO): semaphorin-plexin signaling pathway; positive regulation of cell migration; axon guidance
Molecular function (GO): semaphorin receptor binding; chemorepellent activity
Source: RefSeq, a predicted model, not a curated record
UUAAAACACUGCAAGCGAUGGCAAUAAAAGUAUUGAAGUGUUAUGUUUACUGCAAUGUUGACAUUACAACGCGAUAACUCUAGCGGGAAAUGUCCAUAAAAGUUCAGUUUAGAAAUAAAUAAACUUAUCUAGAGAUUGGUAAAAUUAUUAACAAAGUAAUAACAACAAUUAGUUCUUAUAUAAUCAGCAUCCUCAGACCAUUGACAUUGACCAUUAGCAGUCAAAGAACCAAAAACAUGAGGUCUGAAGACCAAUCGAACUGAAGAAGAAAAAGUUAUGAACCUGGACCCUGGACAGCCCUCCGACACGAAACGCCUAAAAAAGAAAUGGGGAUAAAGAGACGGGAAUAUUGUUAGAUGACAAAAAGAGUGAAGGACUUAAAAAAUAAGUUAUCAUGAAAUCCACUACUGAUAAAUACCGCAGAAAAUAUUUUUGAUCAGGUGUACGUUUAGAGAUCAGGAUCCCAAAGCAGGCAAAAGCAAGAUUAGCCGAAUUAAGGUAUUACAUCGUUCGUGCCCGACACGGCCCGAUUUCCCGGGAGGCUGUAAAUCACGCAUCUCAUGGUUACGUCAAGGGUGAAUUGUUGGUGCCACGCUUAGGAUACUGUACCAUUCUGAUGCAAAAUUUUGCCUCUAUAGUGAGAAUCGACACUUUUCAGACUCAAAAUACUACUUUCAUAUAUAUUUUAACGAAUGGACAUCUAUUGCCAAAAAUUAAAACACCACCACACCACAGAACAAACAAAAAUAAAUAGGUAGAAAUCAUAUUAUACCAGUGAAAGUGAGUAAGCAGAGUUGUCACAAAUGAUGUGAUGUGGAUUAAUUUAAAUAGACCCAUUCAACAUAUGUUGCAGUCACAUGAAUAACUACAACGCUGUUUUCAAUGGACCUACACAAUACAAUACAAUACAAUACUCUUAAUUGCAUCAAAAGCAAAAUUUACAAAUAAAAGAAAUAGCACCUACUGCGAAUAAGUCACGUUUAUUACAUCCAAAAUGUGAUGAGAGUAUUUAUGAUUCAAAAUUUUCUUGAAUACGUAUGGAUAAAUGAUUCCGCGAUAGAAUUUGACACUGAAUAGCUGCCACAAACUGCAGUGAAGCGAGAUUGUGCAGCAGAAGAUGGCGUGCAUAGAACGGGAGAGGUAUUAAUCCAAGAUGGGCCUCGCGCAGGCUUUGCUGGUGCUGUUAGUGUCCGCGGCUCAUGCCUGGAUGCCGGAUGCCAGCGCCCGCAUCGAACUCAAAUAUGGCGAUGACGCUUCAGAACAGUUCGUGGGCAACACGACGGCACCGGAUCACUUCCGUAUCUUGGACAAAGAUGAUUUCUCAAUAAUUGUGGGUGGAAGGAACACUGUCUACAACCUAAGUCUGUACGACCUGUCAGAGAAUAUGGAGCAGCGUUUGGAAUGGCAAUCAACUGAUGCUCAUAGAGAAUUAUGUCAGUUAAAAGGAAAAUCAGCAGACGAGUGUCAGAAUUAUCCCCGUGUAGCUGCGCGAACCCAUGAACGCCUUUUGGUGUGCGGCACAAAUGCUUUCAAGCCACUAUGCCGUUGGUACCCUCGGCAUGCACAGAGCCACCACCAAGAAGAAUUCGACGGCUCUGGUCGUUGCCCUUACGAUCCUCAACACAAUUCUACCGCCAUAUUUGCUGAUGGUAAAUUGUACACAGCAACAGCAGCAGAUUUUUCAGGAACUGAUCCGUUAAUCUACAGAGAACCGGUGCGAACAGAGAGAUCAGACCUUCGAUUACUUAACGACCCCUCUUUCGUAGGAGCAAUUUCCUCAACCAGUCACGUAUAUUUCUUCUACAGAGAAACUGCGGUUGAAUAUAUGAACUGCGGGAAGGCCGUGUAUUCAAGAGUAGCAAGAGUAUGUCUCAAUGACAUUGGAGGUCCUCAUACAUUCAGCGAUCGAUGGACUUCAUUCUUAAAAACUCGUCUCAACUGCUCUAUGCCUGGCGAUUAUCCAUUUUACUUUGAUGAAAUUCAAGCAACAACGGAACUCAUCAAUGGUAUAUACGGAAAUGGUGGCAGUAGAAACGAUAUAGUAUAUGCAGUAUUUACGACCCCUCAAAAUGCAAUUGGAGGUUCAGCAGUUUGUGCAUUUGCUAUGAGAGAUAUCUUGGAUGCGUUCGAGGGACCAUUUAAAGGGCAGGAGAAUAUGAACUCCAACUGGCUGCCUUUAGAAAAAGACAAAGUACCCGAACCAAGACCAGGAUCUUGCGAAGAAGACAGUCGGACGCUUUCUGAUUCAGCGGUGAAUUUCAUAAAAACUCAUUCCUUAAUGGACAAAGCAGUUCCAUCUUUUUUGGCAAGACCAAUCCUCAUUAGAGUCAGUUUGCAAUAUAGAUUCUCUGCAAUUGCGGUUCAUCCUCAAGUGCAAGCAAUGAACGGAAACAAAUACGACGUUAUGUACGUCGGUACCGAUGACGGUAGAGUCAUAAAGGCUGUGAACGUAGCUGCUAAUGAAGGAGAUUUUUAUGCCAGUGCAGAUGAAGAUAGUAAAAGUCCUGUAAGAACGGCUGUGAUAUCAGAGGUCCAAGUUCUACCUCAAGGGGUGCCAAUUAAACAAAUGCAUGUGGCGCUAACAACGGAGAAGCUGAUUGUAGCGUCUGGCGAUAUUAUAAGAGCAGUGACUUUAUCGUACUGCAGCAAUGUUCUCUCAUGCAGAGAAUGCGUCGCAUUGCAAGAUCCUCACUGUGCUUGGGAUUCUAAACAACAACAGUGUUCUUGGGUAGGAAACAGGCAAUUUCCAAAUCCUGAGAGAUUUCUACAAAAUGUAGAAUAUGGAAAGACUGAUAUAUGUAAUAAGUUGCCAGCCCUUUCGACAGGUCACAGUAAUAAAAAUCCUGGAACGAAAAAACCGAAACUUUCUCAUUCAGACGAUAUACAGAAUGAAAUAUUAAUAGAAGUUGUUGAAACGAAUGUUUUAUCAGAUGAUAAACCCACCAAUAAUAACAAACAUGGAACAGAUUCAUUAACGGUGGAAGCCGCCGACGGGAACAUUUACACUUCGCAAGCAUUGCUAACGGCGGUGGUAGCGUCAUGCUUGGUCACGCUGAUGGUGGGAUUCGUCAUUGGAUAUCUGUUCUCUCGCAGAUUUCGACAUCCUUUUUUUGCCGAUACGUCGCCCUUCAAUGAACAACAUAAUCAUCUAAAUAGGUUAAGUCCCUUGGAAACUCCACUCAAUGCUAAUUCGGGAUACAUGCCUCCGCGAUCUAAAAACGUGAACAUGGUCGCCAACGUUUGUCCACUAGCAAAGCAGGACAAUCUCCACCUGGAUCUCGGCAAGGACAGGCCGCUAGACUUAAGAAACUCUACGGAGUCACUAGACAAAGAUCUAAAGUGCGGCACUCUACAAAAAGUGAAAAAAACUUAUAUUUGAAAAAUACCCAACAAAACUAUGUAUGGUUCUAUUACCAAGUAACGCGGAUGGUGACGAUGUGAAUUUACGUCGCGUGUGCCAAGUCUUCCGAUUGAGUCGGUUAGAGUGUGUUCAGUGCUAGCAUGUGGUCGACGAUUGUAAAUAUUGUUGUUAUGUAUAAUGUACAGUUUUCAUGGUUGAAACUACUGACUUAGUUACUUCGUUAAAAAACAAUCUCGUAUUUACGACCAAUAUGUAAAAUUGUUUUUAGUUAGAAUAUUUGAUACUUACCUACUUGGUAUAUGCAGAUUGCCGAUUUUAAGUAUUCAAUUAAUAUUUCUACAUUCCAUAAACGUUUGUAAAUAUCUAAGGCUAUUUAGUUAAAUUGUAUAUAUGUAACGCGAUUAUUUUAUUUAUAGCAAAGGGCUCAAAUUCUAUUCAGCGUAAUUAAAAACAAAAAAUAUGUAUCAGUUCCAUCGCUAUUACAAAUACUGCGGUUCUCUUGCACGUGACUUUCAGAUGUGCACUACCUUUUUCACCUACCUAUGUAGAUUAUAAUUUUUAGCUUGCGAAAUAACGUAGGUCUACAUUCAAAUUGUAAACUUGAACCCUUGUGGUAGCUAGUAAUGUGGGGUCCGGUUUAACUACCCCCAAUUGUACAUGUUAUGCUGCGUGCAUGGUAUGCAUGUAAGAUAAUGUAAAAUAUUUUACAGUAAACAAUAUAAAUUUUAAUAGAUAUGAAAUUGUCGAUAAAAUGAUAGCAUUAACUGCUGUGCUAAGUGCAUAGUGCCUUGUAGGUUGCCAAUUUAGUGCCUAAUGUAAUUUAGAAUACAAUUUGGAGAAUAUGAAUAAUGUUAAACCUCUUGUUAUAUUUCAGUCUACAUAAAAUGAACUGAACCAAGCUUACUAAAUUUGUAAAUAAAGGAUUUAUAUAUGUAUAUGCAAAAGUUUAAAGAAUUAGCAAAUAAUUCAUAUUAAAUCUCAUAGUAAAAAUAAGUCUUGGUUCUAAUUUGCUAUGCUUUAUUAUGAAACAUCCUCAGUAUUUAUGUUUGUAAAAAAUUGAUAACUAUGCCCUUGAAAUUGAAAAAACAGGCUGAUUAUAACCACCAUAUCUAAAUUUAAGAUGUAUUCCCACCGUAAAUUUAUCAAAGUCUGUAAGUUAAGCAGAUAAACUUCCUGUAAAUACUACCUACAUGUAAGUGGUAAUUUAUAAAAAAUGAAAUGGUAUUGUCUUGUAUUACAAUCAUAAUCAUGGAUACAUAGUAGAAAUAUAUUUUAUUUUAUAUAAUUCUUAGGUAACACUAUAUUUUUUUUACAAUUGUAUUUUCUGUGUUGAUAAAAAUAACUGUGUACUAUUGCUAGAUUUCAUACUUCAGAUGAUUUAUUUGUAUGUUUGUUUCCUAUAUUAAAAUAAAACAGUUAAAUGCCUAGCAAUUCUAUCAAUAUCACAUGAUAGUGGAGAAAUAUAAGUAUUAUUAAAUAAA